Molecule: messenger RNA, 2149 nt
Organism: Octopus bimaculoides (California two-spot octopus)
Lineage: Eukaryota; Metazoa; Mollusca; Cephalopoda; Octopoda; Octopodidae
Biological process (GO): regulation of transcription by RNA polymerase II
Molecular function (GO): DNA-binding transcription factor activity, RNA polymerase II-specific; RNA polymerase II cis-regulatory region sequence-specific DNA binding
Source: RefSeq, a predicted model, not a curated record
GGGAUUUAGCUGCUAUUUUUAGCUAUCGAUGAGAGAUGUUUUUAAUUUGCGCGUCAUUGGGCUGCUAUUUCUAGCUAUCGAUGAAAGAUGUCUAUAAUUUGCGCAAGAUUUAGCUGCUAUUUCCCGCUAUCGAUGAGAGAUGUCUGAUUUGUGUGAGAUUUAGCUGCUCUUUCUAGCUAUGGAUGAGAGUUGUCUAUGAUUUUUGCGAGAUUUGGCUGCUAUUUCUACCUGUGGAAGGAAGGUCGCCAUUAUUUUUUUUCAUAUUCGUUUUCUACAUAUUUGUUAACACCCACCAGGCUGGUUUAUUUAUUUAUUUUUUUGUUCCCGGGGGAAGAUCUUUAUAUUGACCCCCACCUCCUACAUUGUCCAUCGUUGCUGCUUUGAAAAUUGAAAAAUGUCUUCACCUUCAGGGAUGCAAUAAUGCAUUACCAGCACAGGUUAUGUUUAGGCGGGACCGCACCUGAAAGGACAAUGUGUAGAUGAUGGUGAUUUUACUUAGUUUGAUGUCUUAUCAAGUAUAGUGAAUCACCACAUCUCCCAUUCCCUUCUCAACAAAUCAUUAUGUCUCUUGAAUUAUUAAGUUGCUAAGAACGUCAGAUGACAUUGAUGUAAAGGAAGAAACUAAAGGAUAACACAACAUAAAACAAGUCGGAUUGUUUUUACAAAUCUGUGGUAGAAUUCCUGUGAAACAUUUGCUCUGAAAAAAUAUUAUUAGCCAAAUUUCUGAACAUCACCAAGAAGAGAAGCUUGUGUGCUGAUUGAAGUUGGAUAAAUUUAUGUAAAUGUUGCUAAAUGGACAGAAAUACCACAGUAGAAGUGUUUGUAAGAAAUAAAGAAUAAGAACAAAAAGAAGAAAAAUAUAUAAACUGGGAUUUGAGAGGAAAAGUAAUGGAAAAGUGUGAGAAAAGUAUACAGUUGAUUUCCCCUGAACACGUAAAAGAAAUGAGAUCAUAUGACUGUGAUAUCUGUACAAAGUCUUUUUCUCAAAAAAGUGAUCUAAUUAUGCACAAACGUACUCAUACAGGAGAGAAGCCAUACCACUGUGAUAUCUGUGGUAAAGCAUUCUCUGUUAGUAGUGCUGUAACUAGACACAAACGUAUUCAUACAGGGGAGAAACCAUAUCACUGUGAUAUCUGUGGUAAAUCAUUCUCUCAAAAUCGUGACUUAACUAGACACAAACAUAAUCAUACAGGAGGUAAACCGUAUCAUUGUGAUGUCUGUGGUAAAUCAUUCUCUGAUAAUAGAGCUUUGAUCUCACACCAACGUGUUCAUACGAAGGAAAAGCCAUAUCACUGUGAUAUCUGUGGUAAAUCAUUCUCUGAAUGUAGUAAUCUAACUGCACACAAACGUAUUCAUACAGGAGAGAAACCAUAUCAUUGUGAUAUCUGUGGUAAAACAUUCUCUCAGAAUAGUCAGUUAACUGCACACAAACGUUUACAUACUGGAGAGAAACCAUUUCACUGUGACAUCUGUGGUAAACUGUUUUCUCACAGUAGUCAUGUAAAUAAACAUAAACGUAUUCAUACAGGAGAGACGCCAUAUCACUGUGAUAUCUGUGGUAAAUCAUUCUCUGAUAGUAGUGCCUUGAUUUCACACAAACGCAUUCAUACAAAGGAGAAGCCAUAUCACUGUGAUGUCUGUGGUAUAUCAUUCUCUCAGAGUAGUCACUUAGCUGCACACAUACGUAUUCAUACAGGAGAGAAACCACAUCAUUGUGAUAUCUGUGGUAAAUCAUUCUCUGUAAAUAGUUUGGUGACUAGACACAAACGUAUUCAUACAGGAGAGAAACCCUAUCACUGUGUUGUCUGUGGUAAAUCAUUCUCUAACAGUAGUCAGUUAACUAAUCACAAACAUAUUCAUACAGGAGAGAAAGGAAAAGUGUAAUUUCUACAGUUUCUUGUUUGCUAUAUAUUUUUAACAUUCCUGUGUUUUAUGCAAUGGAAUUAUAACUCUAAAAGCAUUUCCAAAAUUUUAGAUGAACACUCAUCCAUUUUCCUUUCCAUAAUGUAAGGACCCCUAGCCAAAAACUCUCCCUCUUCCUGAUGACCCUACACAUUACUCUUUAUUAAAUAUUGCAUUCUCAUAUUACAGUAUAUUUAUUGUUUAUUAGCUUUUAAAUGCUUCACUCAUUAAAUAUUUCAUACAAUAA